UGAUGGCGGCUUCGCUUCGUUCUCUCUCUGCAAGCUGCACCAACAAAUGGUACUACAGCCGGCAAGAGAUCGACAACAACCCGUCUCGGCGAGCCGGACUCGAGCCGGACAAGGAGCUGUCGUACCGGCAGCAGGCGGCCAACCUGCUGCAGGAGAUGGGCCAGCGGCUCAACGUGUCCCAGCUUACAAUCAACACAGCCAUCGUGUACAUGCAUCGCUUCUACAUGGUCCAGUCGUUCACCAGAUUUCACAGGAAUGUCAUUUCUCCGGCGGCUCUUUUCCUGGCCGCCAAGGUUGAGGAGCAGCCCCGAAAGCUGGAACACGUGAUCAAGGUGGCCCACGCCUGUCUGAAUCCACAGGAGCCCUCGCCGGACGUACACAGCGAUGCCUACCUGCAACAAGCCCAAGACCUGGUCAUUCUUGAGAGCAUAAUACUCCAGACCUUGGCGUUUGAAAUCACCAUCGACCAUCCACACACGCAUGUCGUCAAGUGCACCCAGCUGGUCCGAGUUGUUUCAGCAAGUAAGGAUCUGGCACAAACGUCUUACUUCAUGGCCACCAACAGUCUCCACUUGACCACCUUCUGCCUGCAAUACAGCCCGCCGGUCGUGGCUUGCGUGUGCAUCCAUCUGGCCUGCAAGUGGUCCAACUGGGAGAUUCCUGUCUCCACAGAUGGCAAACACUGGUGGGAAUACGUUGACCCCACAGUCACCCUCAAGCUGCUGGAUGAGCUCACACACGAGUUCCUGCAGAUUCUGGAGAAAACGCCCAGCAGAUUGAAACGGAUUCGCAACUGGAAGGCAGGAGGUCAGACACCAAAAGCCAAACCCAAAGUCCAGGAGGAGGGAGACCAGAGGGACACCAUGAUGAGCAUGAUCUCCAUGGCCUCGUCGGAGAGCACCGUGGCGGGCCUGAUGAGCCUCUCCGCGCCGCCCUCCGCCUCGUCGGUGGCGGACAGAGGGACGCCCGGCAGCGCGCCCUCCUGGAGCAGCAAUAGUCAGGGGGGCCCCGAGCAGCAGUCCAACCACGAGGUCCACGCCCCCGCCAAGGUGUCGUUAAGCGAGUACCGCGCCAAGAACGCCGAUGUCCUGGCCGCGCAGAAGAGGAAGUUGGAGAACAUGGAGGCCAGCGUGAAGAGGGACUACGCCAACGCUGCCCAGGUUCUCAUUGGCCAGCAGCAAAGGAAGGAGAAACAGCAGCCCGCCUCGUCUUCCUCUGACCCAUCCGACCCGUCUCCCAUUAUUCUGAAAAUCCCUCUGGACAAGGAGAGACACGAUAGAAGCUCUUUGAAAAUGCGGCUUCCCCUCGCCGGCGGAGGUGGCGCCAGAGGUCAGGACCAGGACAUGAAGGUGCGGAUUCGCGUGCCCGACAAGCAGAGGGGGGGCUCGGGCGAGGAGGGCAAGAGCAGGGACAAACACAGGGGGGAGCGUUCCAACCACCAUCACCACCACCACCACCACCAUCACCACCACCACCACCAGCAGCCUUCCUCCAGCGGCGCCUCCCUUUCCUCUUCACACAAACACUCGUCCAGUUCGAGCAACGCAGUAGGAAGCGGCAAAAAAGUCGCCAGCGACUCGUCCCGAACGAGCUCGUCCUCGUCGUCGCGCAAGAGGACUCAUCCCCAGGACCCUUCGGUGGGAUCCCAUCCCGCGUCCAAAGUCAGCAAGUCUUCUCGGAAUCCCUACCAGCUGCCGUCUCUGACCUCCUCCUCCUCCGACAUCCUCCCCCACCACCCCCCGGGGAGCUACUCGCACCUCAAAGGCGACAAGACGGACGCCAACGGACACGGCGCCACCGGCGGCGCCCAGUCCAACGAGUACCAGGACACGUUUGAGAUGUUGAACUCUCUUCUGAGCGCGCAGGGGGUGCAGCCCUCGCAGCCGUCAAUGUUUGACUAUAGAUCGCAGUUCGGGGACUACAAGUACUCCAGCGGGUCCAGGGGGGGCAACGCCAGACCCCCGCCCCUGCCUUCAGACCCUCCUCCCCCUCUUCCACCGUUACCCAAAUGACUUUGUUAAAUGAAGCAUGGUCUGAUUUUUAACGGGCGUCAUUAGUGACGGAAGCCUUUUCACCCAUUUGAUUUUGACUUGACUUUUACUCUAAAGGCUUGAAAAGCUUUGUGUCCCCAGGAAGGUGGCAUCAUUUGGGCUGGGAUGGUUGUUCAUUUUGCCCGCCCCAAGUUUCACAGGAUAUUAGAUGAGAUUACCAUACACCUAUCAGGUUGUUUUUUUAUGUUUUUAUUGUGUUAUUUAUUGAUUGUCGUUCUUAGAAUGAUACUCGUUUUGAUCAACAAUUGACACUGUGUAGACAAGUGAUCAUCUCCAAAGCAGCCCUCACCCCAAAAGACAGGCUUCCCCCAGCCCCUUGGUGUUCUCGGUUUGACUUUCUACAUCAUUUGGUAAAUGUAUGCCAAGAUUGCAAAAUGUUUCAAACAAUACAUGAAAUAUUUUUACAUUUAGUGAAAAAAAAAAAGAUGUAACUUAUCAGUCUUUUUUAAUGUUUUGAGUCUCGCAGUCAUUGUUUUAAAUGGUUGUAAAAGGAUAAGCAUACUUAUUAACAAUGGUGCAGAGAGAAGAUAUGUUUCGUGGGUCAAAGAUUCUCAUAGUUCAAAUGCAUCAUGCUCACGGGCACAGUGAUGUCAUAGAUUUGGAAUUGUUUGUCUUCAGAAUUGUUCUCAUCAUGUUUCGAUUUGAUGAUGGUCACCAUACCAACUUGUUGGCCGUCUUUCAUUUGGGCAUUCCUUUUUGGGAGUGUUUAUUUUAUUUUAUUUUUUUAAAGUCCCAGUGUACACCUGUGAGCUAAUGGCUGCUCUGACGCAAUCAUAUUAAAGUUGUCUUGCCCAGUUUGCAUUGUACAUUCAACCAAGUAGUUAGGUUAUCCAUCAAGAAGGAUCCCGUUUGCCUGAUGGCGGGAAAGAGGCGGCGGGUGUUUAAGCAUCUGUACCUCUGCACCCGGCCGGCAAUGAUUUAUCCCAUCUUUUUGUUUCAACAAAAAAUACUAUUCAGCUGGACAUAAAAUGGCCUCUUUUAACGUAUUUUAGUUUGUACCUUUUCUUCGUGGUUUGCAUUUGCAAAACGUAUUUUGUAACUCUGUAGAGUGAGUAAAUGCACUGACGUGAGGUUUACCUACAGUGCAAGUCUGAAAGCUAAUCUAAAUGUUAUGGGGUCAAAAAAUAAAAUUAACCUUACAACAACUGCCAUGCAACACAGCAAUGCAAAUCACUUCAUUUACCUUUUCCUGCAUCUUGGAGUUUUGUAAUGUAAACAGGAGUGGUAAUGAUUGACAUGUUAGUGGGAUUUCUUCUCCAGGUGUAACCUGUUGUACGUGAACGCUUGUUUUUCC
Phycodurus eques (leafy seadragon) is the source of this 3345-nucleotide messenger RNA. It is a transcript of the gene ccnt1, whose product is annotated as cyclin T1. Gene Ontology annotation, cellular component: cyclin/CDK positive transcription elongation factor complex; nucleus. Bases 3 to 2012 code for a protein of 669 amino acids. The transcript has 9 exons. Gene Ontology annotation, biological process: regulation of transcription by RNA polymerase II; positive regulation of DNA-templated transcription, elongation. Gene Ontology annotation, molecular function: cyclin-dependent protein serine/threonine kinase activator activity. Lineage: Eukaryota; Metazoa; Chordata; Actinopteri; Syngnathiformes; Syngnathidae. The record is from RefSeq and is a predicted model, not a curated record.